AUGGCAGAUCACGAAUGGGGAUACACGGGCGAAAACGGCCCAGCGACAUGGAUAGAAAAAUUCCCCGAAGCUCGUGGCGCGCGUCAGAGUCCUGUAGACAUCGACACAUCACGCGCCAGCAGCGGAGGCAGUGCGCCACCCCUCACCUGGCGCUACUCCGUUAACCAUACCCGAUCCGUUGUUAAUCCUGGAUAUUGCUGGCGCGUCGAUGAGAACGGAUAUGAUUCAGAAUUGCGCGGCGGCCCGCUGGGUUCCGAUGUAUACAAACUACAGCAAUGGCACUGUCACUGGGGCGCUGUGAAUGGAGAAGGGUCGGAACAUACGGUGGAUGGUCGUGCAUUCUCAGGAGAACUACAUCUCGUGCACUGGAACACUUCUAAAUAUCACAGCUUCGCGGAAGCGGCCGGACAAACUGACGGCCUCGCCGUACUGGGAGUAUUAUUGAUGGUUGGCACGAAACACGAAGAGUUGGAGAAGGUGGUCCGUCUUUUACCAUUUAUUCAACACAAAGGUGACAAGGUGACAAUGUCUGAACCGCUGGAUCCGGCGAUGCUGCUGCCACAGCGCAAAGCCUACUGGACCUACCCUGGCUCUCUCACCACUCCACCCUGUACCGAGUCUGUUACAUGGAUACUCUUCAAGGAACCGAUACAAGUUUCUGCUGAACAGCUGGCGUUGAUGCGAAAACUACGAUGCGGCGAGGCUUCAUGCGGCGUGGAGGCCAUGGAGCUGCUGCACAACUACCGACCCACGCUUCCGCUCGGCAACCGCGAACUGCGCGAUUACGGCGGGAACUAA
Parnassius mnemosyne (clouded apollo) is the source of this 798-nucleotide messenger RNA. The record is from the annotation of a GenBank genome assembly. NCBI's taxonomy places the organism in Eukaryota, Metazoa, Arthropoda, Insecta, Lepidoptera, Papilionidae.